AAAUUUUUACUAGGAAAAUACCAGUCCAGGAGUAGAGUAGAGAACAGAGAUUGAGAGCGUCAGGGUGAGAGAGUGUGAGAGUGAGAGAGGCUUUGACUAAAUCCCAUCCACAAACGACUCUCUCUUCCCCCCUUCCCCACGGACCGUUGAAUUCAAUCUCUCUCUCUCUCUCUCUCUCUCUCUCUCUCUCUCUCUCUCUCUUUCUCUCUUCGGCAUUCUCUCAGAAUUUUCCCGGGAACGUGAAAGAAAAUUUCCUUAACUACCUUCAGCGUCAAAGGCUGCUCCAAACAGUUCCCCUCCGGUGAGCUCCGGCGACGACUUGCCGUUCCGAUUCCCUUUUUCAAUCAACCGACAGGUGCCAAUGUUUGGCUACCAGGGGAUUUAGAUUUCCUUCAACCAAAAAUUUGAUGUUGAGUGUUUUUGAGUUUUUUUUUUUUAAUUACUAGUUCUAAGAGUUGAUGAGGAAUAUAUAGGUUUUUAGCUGAAGCAAUUGUUGUGGCAAUGGAUCGAGCGGUCUCGGCGAUCUCACCCUCGGCUUUUCUUUGUCUAUUUCUUGUUUUUUCUCGGUUAUUUCAGGCCUCUGGUAAUCCGGAAGGCGAUGCCUUGAAUGCGCUGAAGACCAACUUAGCUGAUCCUAAUAAUGUUCUGCAAAGUUGGGACGCUACACUUGUCAAUCCCUGCACUUGGUUUCACGUAACGUGCAACAGUGAGAACAGCGUUACAAGAGUUGGUGUGAUUGAUGAUGAAUUUUGCUUCCAUUCGUGUACACCCAGUGAUCUUGGAAAUGCAAACUUGUCUGGUCAACUGGUUUCACAACUCGGAGUGCUUCUGAAUUUGCAGUACUUGGAACUUUAUAGCAACAACAUAAGUGGAAGAAUUCCUAUUGAGCUUGGCAAUUUGAGAAGUUUGGUGAGCUUGGAUCUUUACUUGAACAAUUUGAAUGGUAUCAUCCCGGACACAUUGGGCAGGCUUCAGAAAUUACGUUUCCUACGGCUUAACAACAACACUUUGUCUGGAACUCUUCCUAUGUCAUUGACUACUAUCAAUUCACUUCAAGUCCUUGAUCUUUCAAACAAUCACUUAACGGGAGUUAUCCCAGUGAAUGGCUCCUUUCAACUUUUUACUUCCCUCAGUUUUCGAAAUAAUAAUUUUAUAAUUUCUCCACCUCCUCCACCGCCUCCAUUUUUGCCGCCACCCCCAUCUACUGCUUCAGGUAGCAGUGCCACUGGAGCCAUUGCUGGAGAAGUUGCUGCUGGUGCUGCCCUGUUGUUUGCUGCCCCUGCAAUCACACUUGCUUGGUGGCGGCGAAGGAAACCAGAGGAUAGCUUCUUUGAUGUACCUGCUGAAGAGGAUCCAGAAGUUCAUCUAGGACAGCUCAAGAGGUUUUCUUUGCGUGAACUACAAGUUGCAACUGAUAGUUUUAGCAACAUAAAUAUUCUAGGAAGAGGUGGGUUUGGUAAGGUAUACAAAGGACGAUUGGCCAAUGGCUCUCUAGUGGCAGUAAAGAGACUAAAAGAGGAACACAUUCAGGGUGGGGAGCUGCAGUUCCAAACAGAAGUGGAAAUCAUCAGCAUGGCCGUCCAUCGAAAUUUACUGCGUUUGCGUGGCUUUUGCAUGACACCGACAGAACGAUUGCUUGUUUAUCCCUUUAUGUUUAAUGGAAGUGUUGCCUCAUGUUUAAGAGAGCGACCUGAUUCACAACCCCCACUUGAUUGGCCCAAAAGGAAGCGAAUUGCAUUGGGCACCGCAAGAGGCCUUGCAUAUUUGCACGAUCAUUGCAACCCGAAGAUAAUUCACCGUGACGUCAAAGCUGCAAAUAUAUUGUUGGAUGAGGAAUUCGAAGCAGUUGUUGGAGACUUUGGGUUAGCGAAACUAAUGGAUUACAAGGAUACACAUGUUACCACUGCUGUACGUGGUACAAUUGGGCAUAUUGCUCCCGAGUACCUCUCCACUGGAAAGUCUUCAGAGAAAACUGAUGUUUUUGGAUAUGGAGUCAUGCUUCUGGAGCUCAUCACUGGACAGAGGGCUUUUGAUCUUGCUCGACUUGCCAAUGACGACGACGAAGUUAUGUUGCUUGAUUGGGUGAAAGGAAUUCUGAAAGACAGGAAGGUUGAAACACUAGUCGAUGCAGAUAUGCAGGGAAACUAUGCCGAAGAUGAGGUGGAGCAACUUAUCCAGGUGGCUCUACUUUGCACACUGAGCUCCCCAAUGGAACGUCCCAAGAUGUCGGAAGUUGUCAAAAUGCUCGAAGGCAAUGGGUUGGCAGAGAGGUGGGAAGAAUGGCAAAAGGAGGAGAUGUUCCAGCAAGAGUUUGUCAAUAUCUACCACCAAAAUAACAAUUUCAACAUCCUUUCUGACUCCACUCCCAACCUCCCUCCAGAAGAAUUGUCUGGUCCCAGAUGAUCUUUUAAAUGGAUUUUGUUUUCGGCAUACAAAGAAGUCUCUUGGAGUCCCACUCUUUAUUCAAAUGUGAUAUAUACGAUCUGUGUAUAUGAUUUCUCCUCUUUAGCCUUUUUUUUUUAGCUCGGUUUAUAUGACGAUGAUUAUGAAUUUUUAGGUAUAAGCAAAAACAUGGUUGGAAAGGUUAUGUAAUGUGUCCAAUGAGUAUAUAUUUUAUACACCAAUAAAUACAUUUUGUUUUUAGUCUGAAAGCAAAUUAUAACA
This is a messenger RNA of Camellia sinensis, 2664 nucleotides long. Lineage: Eukaryota; Viridiplantae; Streptophyta; Magnoliopsida; Ericales; Theaceae. The record is from RefSeq and is a predicted model, not a curated record.